This is a messenger RNA of Hemicordylus capensis (graceful crag lizard), 5950 nucleotides long. It is a transcript of the gene ANKRD9, whose product is annotated as ankyrin repeat domain 9. Bases 526 to 1413 code for a protein of 295 amino acids. The record is from RefSeq and is a predicted model, not a curated record. Gene Ontology annotation, molecular function: protein binding. Lineage: Eukaryota; Metazoa; Chordata; Lepidosauria; Squamata; Cordylidae. The transcript has 2 exons.
GACCGACCUUCACCAGGCUGGAGUGGGGAGGGGAUAAAAGGGGCUAGAGCAGGCGGCUGAGGUUUGGCUGCUGCUGCUGCUGGAGGAGGAACGGGACUGCGGCUGCCCUCUUCGCUCUCGCUUUGGGAAGGCGCGGCGAUCCAGCGGGUGCGGACCGUCACAGCGGCAGGCAGCAUCAGUCAUUCCGCAGAGGGAGGAGAGCCCAGUCGGCGGAGGAGCGCCCGGGGGCGGGAAGAGGCUGUUGCUGCUGCUGGACUCCGGAGGGUGGGGAAGAGCGAGAGGCGGCUCAUUCAUUGCAGCGACAGCCGACUACAAGGAGCCGGCUUGGGGAGGAGCCAGCGCAGGCGAGCCCCAGAUUCCACGCACGAAAGGAAGCCCCGCUGACCCCGCCGCCGCCGCCGCCACUCAAGUUCGAGGCUGCCUGGCUUGCAGCAGAGAGAACAUUCUCGUCGCUCUCGGGUCUUCAUGAAGCAGCGUUCUGGUUGCCAAGAGGGAAGCAGUCCUCCUUGAAACCCAGCCUCAGCGAUGCCCUGGAACGUCAAGUGGUUGAGCAGCUACAGCGGCCACAACUCCCAAUCCCAGAAGCAAUGCAAGAAAUCUUCCUUUGCCUUUUACCAAGCGGUGAGGGACCAGCUGCCCAGCUGGCUCCUGGAGGACAUCCGGCUCAUGGAGGCCUUCCACUGGCAGGAAGGGGGCAAGGUCAGCAUCUACUCCCCUUCCGAGGCCCUCCUCUAUGCCCUGGUGCACAACCACCGGCCUUAUGCCCAUUACCUUCUGAGCAAAUUCCCCAAGAGUGCCCUGGCUGUCCCCAGCCUUCACUUCAGCUGCUGCCACUCAUCCGCACCCCACUUGGCCAUGGCUGUCCGAUAUAACCGCAUCCACAUCCUCCUAGAGAUCCUGAAGGCCAUCAGAGACUUCCCGGCAAGCGAGCGGGUCCUCUAUUUGGACCGCAGAGGGUGCAGCCGUGUGGAAGGUGGCAAGACUGCCCUUCACGUGGCUUGUGAACUGGCGAGGCCUGAAUGUCUGCUCUUGCUGCUGGGCCACAGGGCAUCGCCCUGCCUGAGCGACUGCACCGGCAACACACCUUUGGACCUCCUCCUGCAGCAGAUCUGGGAGAGCCCGGCAGCCAGCCUGCGGGCCAAGCUCCUCCUCCUGGACUCCCUGCUCCUCUUUCUACCUCCAGGCUUCCAUUUUGCAAUGAAACAGCAGCUGUUGGAUGACCAACAGCAAUGGCAGCACCUUUUAGGCAAGCACCGGUUCCAGUGGCUGGUGGGCCUAGCGCCAUCUUCCCUCUUUGUUCGAUCCAUGCAAGUGUUAAUUGGGACCAUUUCACCAGACCAGUUUCCAGAGGCCCUGGACAGCCUGCCUUUGCCGCACUUUCUGAAGCCUUUGGACUUGAAACUGAAAAAUUAAGGAUGUGUGCUAGAGACCUCUGCCCCUCUCCCCUCCCCUGCAAUUCCUGCUUGUGUGGCGAAGAUAGGUUUGGGCUGUUUGUGUGGGAAACUGAUGCGUUUAAUAUUAAAAACUGUGCGGGAGAGGGGGAGAGUGCUUGUUUUAAUUAGAACCUUUUUUUUUCAAAAGACUGAACUUGGCAUUGUGUUUUAUUUAAAUGUCAUCCAGGCAGGGGGUGGAAUACCCACAGUGCCUUUUAAAGACAGAGUUUUCGUUUUAUGAUCUUCGUGUCUUAAGGCUGACUUGGGUGUGCAGAAUUGUCGGCUGGCUCAAAUGAAUGAACAGAGCAGGUCAAUAGUGACAUUUAGACUUUGCAAAAAAUCACACAGGAUAGUAGCUGUGGCAGUCUGCACCUAGUCUCAUUUCCUGGUGCAAUCUAGGCUCUUCUUCCAGACGUUUUAAACACAAAAACUGGCACCUCACAGAGUUAGUACCAACCUUACAGAGAUUUCCUGUAGCAUUCGCAAAAAUAAUCUGGGUUAGUAUGUUGGGGUUUUUUCCAUUUGUUUGUUUGUAAUUGAGCUUUAACAGAGUUUUAAACAGAAACAUGGAAUCUUUCCAAACAGUAAAAAAUUAGAGUAGAAUUUAUGUAAUCUCAUAGCACAUAGGUUAAUCAAAUAACUGGUACACUUGGUUUCUUUUCUUUUGUACAUACCAGUAUAUUGCAAGAUAAUCCCAUUUCCCAUUGAAGGAGCUUUUACUUAGCCUUCAUUGAUAUGAAUAUUAGCACUUUCCAGAGAAAACUAAGCAUACUUGAAAUCUGUGGAGGGAGAGAUGAAUGCUCUUAUAAGAAGAUCUGUUCCUUUAUCCCAUGACUGUUAAAUCUACUCAAGAGCCUUGAGUGAGGAACUCUGUCAAAAUAGUUUUGAAAGUCCAAAUACUCAGUGUCAUAAGAACAGCCCUGCUGGAUCAGGCCCAAGGCCUCUCUGGUCCAGCAUCCUGAUUCCCACAGUGACCCACCAGAUGCCUCUGAGGAGCCCACAGGCAAGAGGUCUGUGCAUGCCCUCUCUCCUGCUUUUGUUCCUCUACACUGGGUAUUUAGAGGCAUCUUGCUUCUAAGGCUGGAGGUGGCCUAUAGCCAUCGUAGGCUACCUGUGAGAGGAGAGCUGGUCUUGUGGUAGCAAGCAUAACUUGUUCCCUUAUAGCUAAGCAGGGUCUGCUCUGGUUACAUAUGAAUGGGAGACUAGAUGUAUGAGCACUGUAAGAUACUCCCCUCAUGGGAUGGAGCCGCUCUGGGAAGAACAGAAGGUUCCAAAUUCCCUCCCUGGCAUCUCCAUGAUAGGGCUGAGAGAGAUUCAUGCAUGCAGCCUUGGAGAAGUCACUGCCAGUCUGUGAAGACAAUAUUGAGCUAGAUAGACCAAUGGUCUGACUCAAUAUAUGGCAGAUUCCUAUGUUCCUAGUAGCCAUUGAUAGACCUGCCCUCCAUGAAUUGGUCGAAGACCCUUUUAAAGCCAUCCAAGCUAGUGGCCAUCACCACAUCCUGUGGCAGAGAAUUCCACCUCUGCCUACAUGCCUGUUGACAUUCAAGAUCACUCAAGUUAGUGGGACAGGUCUUAUCGUUGCCUCCUUUAUUCCAUGCCGAGUCAUAGAAUCGUAGCAUUAUAGAGCUGGGACGGACCAUAGAGGUCUUCUUGUGCAACUCUUGCUCUGUGCAGGAAUCUGUUACGGCUUCCCUGACAGAUGGCUGUCCAGGCUCUCUUUGAAAAUCUCUUCAAAGAAGAGGCCACCACUGUAUGAGGGAGACUGUUCAACAGUUAAGAUUCUCCUUCUACAAGGCUUAUCUUCUAAGUGCUUUAUAAUUUUAUCUUUAACUAUGCUUUCAAACAGUUUACUCGGACAGAUGUUAAACUAAUCAGUCUAUAAUUUUUUCAGUCCCUCCUGGACCCUUUUAAAAAUUCCUGUUACAAUGGCUACCUUCCAGUCCUCUGGUACAGAGGGAGAUUUUAGAGACAAAUUACAUAUUUUUUGUGAGAAGAUCAGCAAUUUCACAUUUGACUUCUAGAAACUGGAUGCUGUCUGGACCUGGUGAGCUGUUAAUUUUUAAUUGGUUGUCAUACUCUAGAGCAGGGCUUCCUGAACCUUUUAAACAAGUGUACCCCUUCUGUUGCAAACCUUCAGCUCAGGUACCCCAUAGAGAUUUUUAGAAUGUUUGUACACACACAUGUACAAAUUUAAAUGUUGCACCUAUGAGACAGGCUAUUCCAGUCUCUGGUUUAUAUCCAGAUUAAGUUACUCAGGAGUACUCCCACUGAAAUUAAUGGAACAAGUAAACAUAUUCCAUUGAUUUCAAUGGGAGUACUCAGCGCUAAUUUUCUGAAGCCUGCUAGUCAGGCUGAGGGGAGGGGUGCACCGAGCUUCAGCAUGUAGCCAGCCAGUCAGAAGCAGAAGAGGCAGGUCUUCACACUCCUCCCUCCCCUUCUGCAGUGGACACAUUGGCUUCAAACCAGUAAUCCCCAGAUGAAGAGCAAAUAAUGUUCUUUGGGAGCCCUUCAAGAACCUUCUGUUGGGAACCCCUGCUAUAGAACAUCAUCUCUUAUCACCUCUAUUCAACUCAUUGCAAGCUGCCUUCCUAAGAAGGUCAGCCCAGGCUAUAUAGAACAUAAGAACAGCCCUGCUGGAUCAGGCCCAAGGCCCAUCUAAUCCAGCAUCCUGUUUCACACAGUGGCCCACCAGAUGCCUCUGGGAAGCCCACAGGCAAGAGGUGAGGGCCUGCCUUCUCUCUUGCUAUUGCUCCCUUGCAACCGGUAUUUAGAGGCCUCUUGCCUCUGAGGCUGGAGAUGGCCUGCUCAACUCUGAUGGAUGGAGAUGGCUUGCUCAACUUUAGCUCUCCUGCAGAUGUUGGCCUACAACCCCCCUAAUCCCUGGCUAUUGGCCACUAUGUCUGGGGAUUAUGGGAAUUGUAGUAGUCCAAAAACAGCUGGGGGCCAAAGUUGAGCAGGACUGGCCUAUAGCCACCACAGUAGUAGCCAUUGAAAGGCCUGUCCUCCAUGAAUUUGUCUAAGCCCCCCUUAAGCAAGUGGCCAUCACCACAUCCAAGCAAGUGGCUAUCACCACAUCCAGUGUCACAGAAGUCUAUAGAAUAAUUAUGCACUGUGUGAAGAGGUACUUACUUCUGUCCAUCCUAAAUCUCCUGACCUUCAGUUUCAUGGAAUGGUCCCUGAUUCUAGUGUUGAGAGAGAGGGAGAAAAAUACUUCUCUGUCCACUCUCUCUACUCCAUGCAUAAUUUUAUAGUCCUCUGUCAUGUCUCCCCAUUGUUGCCUCUUUUCCAUACAAAAGAGCCCCAGAUGCUGUAGCCUUGCCUCAUAAGGAAGGUGCUCCAGGCCCCUGGUCAUCUUGGUUGCCCUCUUCUGCACCUUUCCCAUUUCUGCAAUGUCCUCCUUAAGAUACAGUGACCAGAACUUUACGCAGUACUCCAGGUGUGGCCGCACCAUAGAUUUGUAUAAGGGCAUUAUAAUGCUAGCAUUCUUAUUUUCAACCCCCUUCCUAAUGAUCCCUAGCAUGGAAUUUGCCUUUUUCACUGCUGCUGCGCACUGAAUAGACACUUUCAGUGAGCUGUCCAGCACGACUCUCUUCACUACAAAUAUAGGGCAGAUAUAUCAUAUAGGUGUAACUUCUGUAGUGAAGGCAAAUGUACAACAUUCAUUCAGCUUUGCUGCUCCUUAAGCAUCCUUUUCACUCCCUUUUCAUCUAGCAGUUCAACAACCUCUCUGGCAGGUUUCCUGCUUAAGUACUCAAAUGUGUUUUCUAUUGUUUGCCUUGACAUUUUUAGCCAUACCCCCUCAAAUUCUUAUUUUGUAUCCUCCUUGGUCACCUUACAUUUCUUUUUCCAGAGUGUGUUCCUUUUUGUCCUCCACAUCUGGUCAAGACAUCCAUUUCCAAAAGGAAGCCUUCAUACCUUCUGAAGCUUCAUUGACUCUACUCGCUAAGCAUGCUGGCAUCUUCAUGGACUUGGUAGAACCUACUCUGUGAAUAGGACUCUCCAACUCUGUAGUAUACAUUUUAGCUGAGCUUCUGUCACAGUGGUUUUAAAUCAUCUCCACAACUUCUGGAGAGAUGUGAUCCUCUUGACUUUUCUUUGCAAUUUCCUUUUUACCAGUCCCCUCAUUUUGGAGAAACUUAUACAGUCAUCCCUUGCCAACCGCAAGUUUCCCAAUCGUGGUUUUGAGUAUCCGCGACUGGGAAAUUGUAGCUGGUCUUGCCACCCGUGGCCUGAGUAGCCACGGUUUGGUGAGAUUGUUUGGUGUGUGUGUGUGUGUGUGUGUGUGUGUGUGUGAUUUCCGGGGCUCAGGGUGAUUUUCAGGGGUCCAGGACUGAUUUUUUCAUUUUCAACUGUAUUUUGCUGUCUUUUCACAACUGCAAUUCCCCUAACCCCGUUUCCCAUUGGUUUUAAUGCCUCGCCAGCUAUGAAGUUUUCCCGGAACCCUUGCGGUUGGCGAGAGAUGACUGUAUCCCCAAUAAUAAAUUACAGUUUGGGCCAGGUAUUACCACCCACAAUGA